AGUCGGGUCCAUCCUGCAGUAAAUGCACAACCCGGACGGAAGUGCCUCUCCGACAGCAGAUCCAGGCUCGGAGCUCCAGACGCUGGGACAGGCCGCCCGCAGACCACCCCCGCCGCGCGCGGGACACGACGCCCCCCGCAGGACCCGCCCAUCAGCCCGGAAACCCCUGAGCUGCUUCUCCCGGAGGCCGAUGCCCACCCGGGAGCCCCCAAAGACUCGCGGCUCCCGGGGGCACCUGCAUACUCACCCGCCUGGGCCUGGGCCCCCGCUGCAGGGACUGGCGCCCCGAGGCCUCAAAACCAGCGCCCCCCGCCCUCCGUGCCAGCCCCAGCCGGGACCCCACAAGGCAAAGACCAAGAAGAUUGUGUUUGAGGAUGAGUUGCUCUCCCAGGCCCUCCUGGGCGCCAAGAAGCCUAUUGGAGCCAUCCCUAAGGGGCAUAAGCCUAGGCCCCACCCAGUGCCCGACUAUGAGCUUAAGUACCCGCCAGUGAGCAGUGAGAGGGAACGGAGCCGCUAUGUCGCAGUGUUCCAGGACCAGUACGGAGAGUUCUUGGAGCUCCAGCACGAGGUGGGGUGUGCACAGGCAAAGCUCAGGCAGCUGGAGGCCCUGCUGAGCUCCCUGCCCCCACCCCAAAGCCAGAAGGAGGCCCAAGUUGCAGCCCGGGUUUGGAGGGAGUUUGAGAUGAAGCGAAUGGAUCCUGGCUUCCUGGACAAGCAGGCUCGCUGCCACUACCUGAAGGGUAAACUGAGGCAUCUCAAGACUCAGAUCCAGAAAUUCGAUGACCAAGGAGACAGCGAGGGCUCCGUGUACUUCUAAGUGCCCCUGCAGAUGGGCAGAGGGAUGCAUGGGGAUGCAGGUCCCUUGCAUUUCUUGGUAUCUCUCAGCUUUUCCUCUUGCAGCUCCCCCUACCAGGGGUCGCUUUCUCCUGGAUUGCAAAUGCCUCUUCAGUUUGGACUCAGCUCUGACAGCCCCUCCUCCAGGAAGGCCUUCCAGGACUUCCUCCUCUGGGUCCUCUAGCUCUGACCCUACAGGGACUCCAGAUCUCAACCUGUUCCCUGGAAGUAGGGCCUGCUCUCCAUCCCAGUGAAAUAAACAUGUAUUAGACACCUA
Homo sapiens (human) is the source of this 1111-nucleotide messenger RNA. It is a transcript of the gene OCEL1, whose product is annotated as occludin/ELL domain containing 1. The transcript has 6 exons. The record is from RefSeq and is marked validated. Bases 23 to 817 code for a protein of 264 amino acids. NCBI's taxonomy places the organism in Eukaryota, Metazoa, Chordata, Mammalia, Primates, Hominidae.